AUGAAACCCAAAAUCAUAAGGCCAGAAUUAAUUACAAGAAAAUUUGAAGCAAAUGAGCAGUCACAGAAUUAUUUUCCGCUUCCAUAUCACGAUGAAUGCACUGACCAAACCACCUUGCGAGUUGCGGCUAUAUUGUAUUGCGGAUGCACUAUCAUACAUAUGGCCAAGGGUAGAAAGGUUGGUGGUGUGGAGCAUACUGGGGAUACUUCACCCACCAAACAACCCAUUGAUAACCCACAAUUUCCUACGGGUGGAGAUGCAAAGAAACACUCUACCAUCACAAGAACAGCAGCAAGAUCACAAAGCCGGGUGAAGCAGCCAAUUCUCAAAGAUUUUAUAUUCGAACUUGCCAUCAUCCAGCAUAUCGAUCUUGUUGCUAUUCGACUGGAGCAAAAUGCCUCAUAUCAGACACAGGAAAUCUGCACAUGCAUUACAGGAAGAAUUGCUGAGCAGUUCCUUUAA
Molecule: messenger RNA, 462 nt
Organism: Dovyalis caffra
Lineage: Eukaryota; Viridiplantae; Streptophyta; Magnoliopsida; Malpighiales; Salicaceae
Source: the annotation of a GenBank genome assembly